Messenger RNA from Chelonus insularis, 884 nucleotides. RefSeq lists its product as uncharacterized. The transcript is spliced from 2 exons. Lineage: Eukaryota; Metazoa; Arthropoda; Insecta; Hymenoptera; Braconidae. The coding region runs from base 358 to 831 and encodes 157 amino acids. The record is from RefSeq and is a predicted model, not a curated record. Gene Ontology annotation, cellular component: membrane.
AACCGUGUGGUAAUGUAAAAAAAGAAGUUCAGGCCUUACACUUCAAAAUGAUCAGAUUCAGAAAAUUUCCAUUAAUCCAAGGAUUAUCAGAUUUAUGCAUUUUUCUACUUUAAAACAAGAAGACGGUUAAAUAGAAAAAAUGUAAGAGAAUAUGUGAAAAAAAGAAAAAAGAAAAGGUUUAAGAUUAACUGAUUUCAAAGAAAGAUAAAUGGUAUCUUCUGGUCUAGCCAAUAAGUUUGUUGUAGACGUGUAAUAGAAACCUAACGAGUGAUGCUAGUGAUUCAUUUAUAUGUAGUCAGUUUCAGUUGAGUAGGCCAAGUUAGCAAGCGUACGACCAACUUUAACAGCUAAACCAUCAUGUUUUUUGGUUUAAAUAAACCUUACGAUAAAUUAGAAUUAGUGUAUGCAUUGUGGACAAGCGUUUUGAUUCUUGAAAUGAUGAUAUUGAUUUGGUUCACCGGUCGUAUUAGAAAAAAAACUCAAACAAUACACAGUGAAGAAGAUCAUAUGUGGAUGGAUGAUAAAAAUUUACCUCUUUAUCCAUGUGGAGGGGGUCAUCCCGACGUUGAUCGUAUUCGUGUAGCUCACUAUCACGAUUUAAAUAUGGUAAUGACAUUUGCGUUAAUAAUUCCUCUUUGGUUACAUACAUCACCAAAGUAUCAGACUGCAAGUAUCUUGCUACGGCUGUUUCCAAUCAUGAAAAUAAUGCAGACGAUAGCAUUUACAAUUGUAAAAGAAUUAAAUUUUAUUUUUUUACUAAUAUCUGAUGUUAUAUGUUAUUCUAUUUUAUUAUAUAUGACUGUUAAUUCAAUUUUAUUUUAUUGUAUGUAAUAUAUUUAAUCCAUUAUUAAUUUUAUUUAUAAAUAAUGUUGCUUUCAUCUUAA